Messenger RNA from Psilocybe cubensis, 1320 nucleotides. RefSeq lists its product as uncharacterized. The coding region runs from base 1 to 1320 and encodes 439 amino acids. The transcript has 9 exons. Gene Ontology annotation, molecular function: iron ion binding; heme binding; oxidoreductase activity, acting on paired donors, with incorporation or reduction of molecular oxygen. The record is from RefSeq and is a predicted model, not a curated record. Lineage: Eukaryota; Fungi; Basidiomycota; Agaricomycetes; Agaricales; Agrocybaceae.
AUGAUCGCUGUACUAUUCUCCUUCGUCAUUGCAGGAUGCAUAUACUACAUCGUUUCUCGUAGAGUGAGGCGGUCGCGCUUGCCACCAGGGCCGCCUGGCAUUCCUAUUCCCUUCAUUGGGAACAUGUUUGAUAUGCCUGAAGAAUCUCCAUGGUUAACAUUUCUACAAUGGGGACGGGAUUACAACACCGAUAUUCUCUACGUGGAUGCUGGAGGGACAGAAAUGGUUAUUCUUAACACGUUGGAGACCAUUACCGAUCUAUUAGAAAAGCGAGGGUCCAUUUAUUCUGGCCGACUUGAGAGUACAAUGGUCAACGAACUUAUGGGGUGGGAGUUUGACUUAGGGUUCAUCACAUACGGCGACAGGUGGCGCGAAGAAAGGCGCAUGUUCGCCAAGGAGUUCAGUGAGAAGGGCAUCAAGCAAUUUCGCCAUGCUCAAGUGAAAGCUGCCCAUCAGCUUGUCCAACAGCUUACCAAAACGCCAGACCGCUGGGCACAACAUAUUCGCCAUCAGAUAGCGGCAAUGUCACUGGAUAUUGGUUAUGGAAUUGAUCUUGCAGAAGACGACCCUUGGCUGGAAGCGACCCAUUUGGCUAAUGAAGGCCUCGCCAUAGCAUCAGUGCCGGGCAAAUUUUGGGUCGAUUCGUUCCCUUCUCUAAAAUACCUUCCUGCUUGGUUCCCAGGUGCUGUCUUCAAGCGCAAAGCGAAGGUCUGGCGAGAAGCCGCCGACCAUAUGGUUGACAUGCCUUAUGAAACUAUGAGGAAAUUAGCACCUCAAGGAUUGACUCGUCCGUCGUAUGCUUCAGCUCGUCUGCAAGCCAUGGAUCUCAACGGUGACCUUGAGCAUCAAGAACACGUAAUCAAGAACACAGCCGCAGAGGUUAAUGUCGGUGGAGGCGAUACUACUGUCUCUGCUAUGUCUGCGUUCAUCUUGGCCAUGGUGAAGUACCCUGAGGUCCAGCGAAAGGUUCAAGCGGAGCUUGAUGCUCUGACCAAUAACGGCCAAAUUCCUGACUAUGACGAAGAAGAUGACUCCUUGCCAUACCUCACCGCAUGUAUCAAGGAGCUUUUCCGGUGGAAUCAAAUCGCACCCCUCGCUAUACCGCACAAAUUAAUGAAGGACGACGUGUACCGCGGGUAUCUGAUUCCCAAGAACACUCUAGUCUUCGCAAACACCUGGGCAGUAUUAAACGAUCCAGAAGUCUAUCCAGAUCCCUCUGUGUUCCGCCCAGAACGAUAUCUUGGUCCUGACGGGAAGCCUGAUAACACUGUACGCGACCCACGUAAAGCGGCAUUUGGCUAUGGACGACGAAAUUGGUAA